Messenger RNA from Cladocopium goreaui, 3272 nucleotides. The record is from the annotation of a GenBank genome assembly. Lineage: Eukaryota; Dinophyceae; Suessiales; Symbiodiniaceae.
AUUCAAGGCCCCCAGCAUGAAGAGAGCUGCAUGGAUCGGCCGUUGGUGCUAUGGAGACUGUCCAUACAACCACGGCCUUUGUAAAAGCCAUCAAGGAAUCUGCGAACAUCUUGAAAAAAAAUAUUGCGGUGAUUUAUGUCAAGGACCCAUUCGAUAGCCCGAGUGAACCAGAGGAAGCAGAGGAAGAACCGCAACCAGAGGUUGACGAGCAGAAAUCCAGGAUGGAAGAGUUUAUCCGCCCUAUGAAGGAGGAAACAAUCCAAGAGUCAAGAAAGGUGGCGGUUCAAGAAGAUUCCGAUGAUGAUCGUGACAGUGAGUCCAUGGAACAUAUUGGCAGCAGCGUGGACAAAAAGUUUCUCAACUUCGAACCGCAAGAUUUGCUCCAGGAAAACACGGCGGAAUUCAACCUGGAACUAUGCAAGGCGCAGGUGGGGCGGCUCUUUUCUUCCGUUCGAGUAGAGGAGAGAGUGGAGGCUGCCAAGGACAUGGAGUCACUCAUGGAAUUCUUGGAAUCUCUGCAAGUGGAAUCCGACAAAAUGUUGGAUGACACCGAGGCUACUGCUGAAGCCACCCUCUUUGGAUUGGACGAGAAACGUCAAGAUAUAGCCACCUUGGUGCACGAGAGCCGUUCCAAGAUCUCACCGUUGUUCAAAGGUUUCUUAGAGAAGGUGGCCCAGUACCGCUCCGAGACGAUGGAGUCUCUGCGGGCAAGAUUCACCAGAUCCGCCCAUGAUGACAUUUGGGAUGGCCUGCAAACCACCAUCGACAGGCAAUCCCGGCGUCGCAGGAGCGAUAUCGACGAGGAACAUGCCGCAGAGGUCACGGCGGAACAGCAAAAGCGCCGGAGCGCACAAGUUCAAGCGGUGGAUGCGGCUCCGCCGCCCAUGAAUGCUGGUGCAGUGGCGGCCAAGAUUUUGGAGGCGAUUUCUAUCCAGCAAGAUGAGACAGCAUAUCGGAAAAGCAAGAUGGGCAUGGAGAGUGAAAAAAAACAGCAGUUCAUGAAUCUCCUGAAGCUCGUUGAAACUGGCGCGGAUGACGCAGAGGAAGCUGGAAAACGCGGAGGUUCAGGCCUCUCUGCUGCAGAAGUGGAGCUGCUCGCUCGGGUGCGCACAGAUGCGCGCAAGGUGGCUUGUGAGAAGGUGCUGAACACUGAGGAAGGGAGAAAGUUGGCCGAGAAGGCUGGUGGUAAGGACUUUGAGGACCCGGAACAAGUACAGAUUGACUGCCGGCAGCUUGAACACAAGGCGAGAGAAUUGGAGAAAGAACUGAAGAACUCGUCCACUUCCGAAGAGCGCAUGCGGGACUUGGAGAAGCAAAUUUCUGCCAAGAAGAUCCAGCUGGACCGAAUCACCAAGCGCAACGAGAGAAAAGCCCGGAUGAUGGAGCGCUUGUCCGGAAAUGCUCCUGCCGAAGAGGCCAAUGAGGGUCCAGACCCUGUGCCCUUGAUUCAAGAGUUGGUAAGCAAGGCCCCAGGUAUGGCGGAAACCGUGGAACGACUGCAUGCCUCACUGAAGAGCUUGCAGAGCGAGUUCCUUUUGGCCAAGGAUGAAGUCCUCUUUGAGAAAAUGGAGUCAGCUGGAGUGAAGCCCGACAACCUCGCUGCCUCCAAAGUUGAGGUCUUGCAAGAACGGCUGGAGAAGAUUAAGAGCGAGUUUCAGUUCUUGACCGAAGAGAGGGACAAGUUGGAACUGGAACUGAAGCCAAAAGCUGUUCGGAGCACCAUCAGGCAAACGCUGGUCAGUCAGAAGAGCUUUAAGAAGGUCAAAGCAGCGAAGACCGGUGAAAUCGAAGCCCCGGCGACCGAAGAUCCCAAGGUGGUGCUGCAAUGGUCGUCGACAUGUCCCCAAACAAAGUAUCUCUUUGAUGAGGACGGCAACCCCAUCUUGAGUGAUGAGGUGCCCGAUCCCAUGCAGAUGAAGAGUGUAGCUGAGUCCAAACCGUACUUGGCAGCUUUGACGCAGGCAUGUCGACUCCUUGAAGCCAAACGGGCUUCCCUGUCCAAGCGCCUGCGCGGAAUGAGACCUGAGGCGGACUUCGAGGAGUUAGGUCUUUUCGAUGAGGCGAAAGCGACUGAAGAGGCCCAGCUGGCGGCGGAGAAGGCGGAGAAGGAGGCGGCUGAAGAAGAAGCAGCGCAAAGACGUGGUGGGCCUUCAGAGGACGCGCCGGAGGAAGGCUCUGCUCCGGGCAGUCCUCGCCGCUUCGCUUUCGCGCGGCCGGGCCGCGCUAGCGGUGGUGCCAGCCCUGGGGGUCGACGUGGCUCAGUGCAGGGCCGAGGACGAGAUCCCAACGCGCCACCCAUGAGCAGGCAGGAGAGAGAAAGGAUGAAAAAGGGGAAGCUUCCAGCAAGACCCAAUCGAAAAGGUCGCAUGGCGAUCUUCGGGGCAUUGAGUCCCAUGCAGGCACAGUCUGAAGUGACAGACGAGGCGAAGGCCAGUGUGAUGGGGCUUCUGAAGAUGGCACAGGAAAUUGAAGAGCUGCGUGCACAAAUCCGACAUGUGGAUCACCGGAUCCAACGAGCAAAGAAUACAGAUGGCAAACGGCAACCUACCCGAAAUUUGGAAGACGACGAAGAUGAUGAUGCACCGGAUGAAAAUAAGGAUUUGAGGAAGGAGGUACAACGUCAGCAGAGGGAGUUAAAUGGCUUGAGGAAACGUUGGGCGGAUGACAAAGGAGGACGAGAAAAAAAUGCUCAACGACAGAACGGCUGGGUGGGAGCAGCCGUGAGGCAGCUUCUCGUUGGGAAGGAGGCGCCACCACCAGAGGAAAGCUCUUCAUCCUCGUCGUCGUCCUCGUCAUCUUCCGCGUCGGACGAGUCCCAAUGAAGAUGUCGACCAGAGAUGGGAAGUGGCUUAGAAAAUGCCACGAUGCGGUAUACCCAUAGGAAAAAAGGAAAAAGAAACCAUCCGGAAUAUUACCCUGGGUGCUAGAAACCCUCCACACAUGGUAAGUUUAUUGCAUUGGGUUUAUCACAUAACAAUUGCAGAAUAUACAGUAACAUUUAUUUGCCGUAUACUAAGAGGUUAUAAAGUGACCCGUCCACAAAUAUGGUUUGCUUGAAGGUUUUGUGUCAAGAACCAUGAAAAGUGCUCUCAGCCAUGGAUUCCAGGGAAAAAGAGGUCACCAAGUAGGCCUUGUCAUGGAAGCGUGGUCAUCCCCAGUGUGCCUAGGUUGCCAGCUGAAGCACCCGAGCCUGCUGCGUGCAGAUGGGGUGUCGAUCACUGACGGCCAAAGGCCAGAUGUGAGGCGGAGGUAGCGGCUCUGGCAAAAAAAAA